Molecule: messenger RNA, 5428 nt
Organism: Cydia amplana
Lineage: Eukaryota; Metazoa; Arthropoda; Insecta; Lepidoptera; Tortricidae
Gene: Ncoa6
Product: titin-like
Exons: 10
Coding region: 764-5428 (1554 amino acids)
Biological process (GO): positive regulation of transcription by RNA polymerase II
Cellular component (GO): histone methyltransferase complex; transcription regulator complex; nucleus
Source: RefSeq, a predicted model, not a curated record
GCGCAUGUCAAGUUGAAAAUUGCAAAUGGCGGCCGUUGUUAUUGUUCGUACCGAAUUAACUAUUUGUAAAUUAUAUACCAAUCUUUUUAGCGAUUUUUCUACUGGACUGAUAUAUUGAUGCGAUACUAUAACUUCUUAAAAUUCAGCACGACGCAUUUUAUGUACGUUUUUAUGUGCUUCGAGUGAUUUUUCGGUAUUUUAUGUGUGUCAUGCAAAUGGGGUAAGCUGGAAUUAUCGGAUGUCGCUUAGGUUGUUUUGGAUAGUUUCAAUAGGAAAAUGGAGUGAAGUUCUGUGACCUAAAGUGUUAAAAUGGAAUCUGUAUAAAGUAUUUUAACUAUCGCGUUACGUUUAAAGUGAAAAAAGAGUCAGGAACGGCUGUAAUUUGCGAAUGUUCCAUGCCGUGACUGCACUCCCCCGUACAUUUCAAAAUGGCUGCUGCUCUUCACGAUGUAUGAGCUUUGCGUCACUGGAACAUAGAUCAGUGGACUCGAUUUGUGUAGCAAUAUCAGUGAUUCUAGUCGUGUGAUUCGUUGUGAAAAAUCGAAAAUAAGCCAAGAAGAAAGCCCCGAACGCAACAGGGGCGGGACAAAAGUGGCGUAUCAUAUGUUUUUGGAGUAGUGGACACUGGCCAUUAAAGACUGAUAUUGCCUAGCGAAGCGAUCGCGCCGGAUAGUAAUGUUGCGCUUAAAUUUCCAGGAUGAUUUUCAUCACAAUGGAAUAGAACUUGUGUGGAAUUGAACGGAAUGUGACAUUGUAUGAGAGCAUGGCAGCGGACAGCGACGGGCUAGGCUCGGCGGGCGGCGGCGCGUGCGGCGUGGUUGUGACUUGCGAGGGAGACCUGCGCGACCCGCGCUUCCCCGCGCGCCUGCGCCGCCUGUUGCGCGAGCUGCGCACCUUGCUCGCCGAGCCGCACCCCAACACACUCAAAGUGAACAAGGUGGAGCCGUGGAACUCGGUGCGCGUGACGCUAUCCGUGCCGCGCGCGGCGGCGGCCCGCCUGCGGGCCCUCGCGGCGGCCGGGGCCCCGCAGCUGCGGGCGCUCGGCAUACUGUCCGUGCAGCUCGACGGCGACCAGGCCGUGUCGCUGCGGCUGCAGCACGGGACCGAGCUGCGGAUCAACACGGAUGAAGAUGCGAGCACCUCCCGCACCCAACCCAACGCCGAGCUGCUAUCGGGCCUCGGCGGCAUCGGCCGGCUCCUGUCCGACGACGGAGCCUCCACCAGCGCCGAACCCCCCCGGGACAACUUCAAGAGUCCCAACACUGUGUGCCCCAUGGACGGGAAACUGCCGCAGAACAUACCUACCCCCACGUCGGAUAGAUGCGAGUUCCCGUUCGGAAGUAUGACGCAAGCUAGGGUCAUACAUCGGAAGGAGAAUACGCUAGGUAUUCCCGGCCCCGCGACCGUCCGCCCGCCGGCGGAGUUCCCCCGCCCCUCGACCUCGUUCGCGGGCCCGCCCCCGCCCUACCCCGCCAAGACCCCGCCCAACGUGGCCAUGUCGUCGCCGCUGCUGGUGAACCUGCUGCAGAACGACGCCGCCGCGCCCGCGCCGAGACCCAAGCUGCCCAAGCCGCACACCGCCAAGCUGGACACUCAGGACGGACAGAUGGAGCUAGCCGUGGGCCGCGCGCCGUUUGAGUACCGCGCGCCGCGGCCGCCUAUGCCCCGGCCGCCGGCCUCGCCCGCGCCGACGCCGGGGCCGCCGGGGCCGGCGGGGCCGACGGGGCCGCCACCGGGGCCGGCGGCCUCCCCGCGGCCCGCGCCGCGCCCGCCGCCGCCGCCGCGCCGCGCAGCGCCGCCGCAGAGGCCGCAGCUGCCACAGCAGCCUGUCUACAGGGCCCCGCUGACGCCGGGCACCGCCGCCGGCGGGCUCCGGCCCCGCUUCCCCUCCCCCGGCUACACGGCGGAGUUCGCGCCGCCGCCGCCCUACAAGCAGUACCCGCGGCCGCGCCUGCAGCCCGUCACCCACGAGGACCUGCAGGCCCUCAUGCCGCCUUCCACCACCUCCAUGGACCAGAAGACGCAGUCCAGCUUCCAGGAGUUCCAACGUUACCAGCAGCAGUACAACGCGCGGCAGCGCGCCGCGUCGGCCGGCGCGCGCGCCUCCGGCCCCGCGGCCGACUGGAACGAGCCCUACCGGGACUCCCUCGCGCUGGCGCUGCCCGACCUGCCCGACAUCGACCUCGACCAGCUGCAGCCGACGCUCGACGUGCUCGACGACUCCGCGCUCGCCUCCAUCUCCGACAACCUGCUGUACGCGGAGUCGCGCGAGCAGCCGACGCCCGACGCCAUCCUGCAGGAGAUCGCCGGCCCCUUCAACGGGCCGUACGAGUCGCCCGCGCCCGCCGUCAACUCCCCGAGCCUCCCGAGCGCCCCUAGCGCCCCCAGCACACCCAGCGCCCCCAGUACUCCGAGCGCCCCCGGCACACCUAGUGCCCCCGGCGCCCCCAGCGCGCCGCCGCCGCCCCCGCCCUGUAAAGACAUGCCCCCGCCCCCGCCGCCCGCGCCCCCCGCCCCCGCCGUCGCGCCCUUCCGCUCCCCGCCCCCGCCCCGCGCCGCGCCCCGCGCCGCCACCGCCACCGUCGGCUCCCAGGCCACCGCCCGCGAGAUCGAGGAGCAGAGCAAGCGGUACCUGAUCAAGACGCUCAUGCGCGACGACGCGGACGUGCCGCCGCCGAAGGAGGACAAGAAGCCCGAGGAGCUGACCGUGGCGCAGUGCAAGCGCGAGGGCGGCGAGCCCGAGAUGUUCGGCAUCGCCAAGACCACGCCCGUCGAGGACGACGCGCGCCCGGACCCGCUCAAGCUCCGCAGGAAGGACCCCCUCGCGCCGAAGGGCGGGAAGCCGCGGACGACCGGCGCCAAGGAGAAGCCGGCCACGCUGAAGGACAAGAUCGUGCGCGAGGUCAAGCCGGCCAAACCCGCACCUCCGCGGCCGAGCCCGACCCCCGAGGCGCCCCGCUCGCCGGGGGAAAAGGAAUCCAUAAAGCUCCGGCUAAAGUUGGAUAAGAACGAGCCGGUGGUCCAGCCCGUGUACAAGGCGGACGUCAGCUUCGCGAACCCCCGCCCCGGCGAGCCGGAGCUGCGCGUCCCCCCCCUCCACAUCUCGCUGCGGGGCCGCAACUCGGCCGUCAUCAAGAACUCCAAGAAGGAGAAGAAGAAGUUCGCCCCGGGGGACCUCCCCAAGAAGCUCAAGAUCAGAAAGAACUCGGAGCCGGACGACAAGCACCGCCGGGACGAGGAGCCCCCCUCGAAGCCGGCCGAGCCCCCCGAGAACUCGAAGGACGAGUACCUCCACGUGAAAAGCCUCAAGCUCAACAACCACUACGAGGGCGACUCGAUAAAGACCGAGAUCCCGGGCGACAACAACGUGGUCUAUCGCAUGAAAACGAUAUCCAAAAACGCCCACAUAGUCACAAAGGACUACAAGCAUCUCAACAACAAAGUCCAGAGCCUGGACAGUCUGAAGAAGAAGAAGUCCAAACUGCUCCCGGACAGCGGGAAAUCCAUGGAGAUAGACCGCGACAAAGAAUGGAAGAACGACAUGCUAGACAAGGAGGGGAAGUACGCCCAGAACGAGGGCUACAGAGAGACGCCGAACCACGAGGCUAAGAAAAAGUUACCCGACAAGGACGCCAAAUGUGAUAGUAAAACGGACAGUAAGGAGCCGGACAGUGAGAGUGUUAGUGGUGCUAGUGAGUUGGAGGGUAGGUUGCUCAAGUGUCAUAAGGAGCGGACGCUCAGUGCGGACGAGAGUGCGGACAAGUGCGAUGACAGUAAGCUCAAACGGACCGUGGAACCCGUCGUGUCGCCCAACGGGCUCAUCACCGAGAAAAAGAGGAAGAUUAGCCAUAGUUCCUGUCCAGAGCCGGUGGGGUCGACCAACGUGGGCACGGUGCGCGUGUCGCCGGGGCGCGCCGCCGCGUCGCCGCCGCGCCGCCGCGAGCGCCCCAAGGACAAGUCCUAUUGCAAGCUGGUCGCCGAGCGCGCGCGACAGGCCUCCGCCGCGCAGGACCGCCAGGACCGCCAGGACGACAAGUUCGUGGCGCGCUCCCCGGGGCAGGCUCAGGGCGAGGACUCGGGCAUCGAGUCCAUGGACGCGCUGUCCGAGAAAUCCCCCAACCAGGCCAGCCAGAGCCCGCCCGGCCCGCAGCGGAAGGAGCGCCUCGACAUGCCCCGCUCCACCUCCCCCACCUCCGUACACCGCAUCAUAGGCGUCCCUCCCCCCGCGUCGGAUGAACUACUCGAGAGGUUAGCGCUGACUGCCCCCCCGAGGUACGAGCCGCCGCCCGAUCUGGAUGACUUGGGCGAUAUAGAGGCGGAGCUGGCCAAAAUGCACGGCGACCACGACCAACCUUCCCCGAAAGUUAACGGCGACGACGCGCCGCGCCGACCCCCUGAUCCACCGCGACCUCCGACCCCGAUCCGCCGCGACCCCGACCCCGAACCCGAGCCGGAGGAAAGCGUGAAAGAGGAGCCUAAGAAAGAGAAGGACGAAUUCGACCCGCUCCCGAGCCGGGUCAGCCCGCCGCUGUAUACGUACUCAAACCAGGAGAAAGGCGCGCCGGAGGAGGUUAAAGAGGAAAAACCUGUAGCAGAAAACGGGGAAGCGUCGGGGGACCACAAGGAACCGGACACAAAAUUGGAGAGGCUGCCCAUGAAAGCCGACUUCCCCGAUAAAAGUCUCCUGGAGCAACUUCUCAUAGAGAUCCCCACUCCGGACUACGUGGCGAAGAGGCCCGAGUCUCCGUCUCCGUCGGCGCUGGAGAGGGUGCCCCGGAGCAGCGUCCGGACGAGGUCCAGCAGCAAGAUGAACAGCCCCGCCGACGGACCCAAAACACCCCGGCUCAGCCCCGGGAUCCCCAAAUUAGAAACGAGGUCCGACUCCCCCGCGCUUCAGAACCGCAACUGCCUUCGAAGCGGCUCAGUGGAUAAAACGAGCCCGAAAACCGUGAAUACCGUCGCGACGGUCCCGGUCAAACCGGCGCCCGGGGCGAAACGGAAGCGGAGGGAGUCCGAAAGCUCCUGCGCGAGCACCAUCAGCUGCGAAGAGGGCCUAUCGCCCGCCGGGAGGCCUAAAAAGAAGCCCCGCCGCGUCGACGGCGUCAAACAACCCGGCGCCGAAAGCCAAAAGGAGGGCCGAAAAAAGGACUCGGACAGCGACAGCGACGAGCCUCUCAUCUGUAAGGUGCGAGGGAAGACGCCCGCUAAAGUGGUGAAAGUGGUGAAGGGGGGGAAGGCGCCGGUGGAGGCGGUGAAGGCGGGGGAGGGGGUGAACACGCGGCGCUCGGGCCGCCAGGCGCCCGGCGCGCCGCUGCCGCCCGGCGCCGGCGCCGGCGCGCCCAACCGCAGGAAAACCAGGAGCGCCGUGGAGGCCGGUCCGUUGGCGGCGGGCGUGCGCCGGCGCCGCACGUCGCGCGACGGCAAGUGA